AGCUCCUGCAGACCCGGUGACGCUGAUCACAUGCGGCGCAGUGUGAAGACGCGUCCACAUUGGGCGUUGGCGACUGGCGAGCGAAGAGACGAAUCAUGAACCAGCAGAGAUGCUGUGCGACCAUACACAGCCCAAACGGGCAGCGAGACACCAACACACCAGACGUACUGUACACGGGGACGCACGCACCGGCCCAGCAUGUCCUCUAUCACGUACAAACCACCUCAGAGCCCCAGACCCGACGUCUUGGCCCGGCCGUCGUCCGAUCGUGAUCACACCCCCGGGGAAUUAUUACGACUUCGCCCUGCCCGUCCUCUUCGGCGCGUCCGCAUACCAUUCCGGGACCUCGUUCGCUUUCGGCACGGCGCGCCUCCGCAGUUCUUUGAUCUCCUUCUCUUCCUCGAUCUCCCUCAGCCGCCGGCGCUCCUCCAUCUGCACCUCAAUCUCCCGCUCACGCGCACGGCGCGCCUCGUCGAACCGUUCGCGCUCCUUCGCGCGGACAUCCGUCGGGAACCCGACCUCCUGCGGCACCACGGGCACGAUGUGCUCGCGCCGCGCGGCGUGCGCGGCCUCCUGCGCGGCGUGCAUCGCCUUGAAGUCGGGGAUGGGCAGCUGCGCAUGUGACCGCGACUUGCUGUGGCCCAUGCUGCCAGUACCACCGCCAGCCGACUUCUCGAAGUCGGCCUUGCGCGCUUCUAUCCGCGCGUCAGAGUGGAAGUGGAACUCGAUCGGCUUCGUCGGUUUCGCGGGCGGAAGCGCCGAUGCCUAAAUUGCGAGAAGGGGGCGCGAAGCGGGCAGGGAAGGGAGGAGGAGGGAGAACGGUGUAUGAGCAUUCAUUCGGACCUUGUCGUUCGCACGCAAGAUGCGAUCGCGCGGAAACGUCUGUCAGCUCUGCAGGCCUGGAGCGCGCAAGCACCGGAGGCCUGCUGCUGCAGACGUGCAGAGAUGCUAGAUGCGAUGCGAUGAACAGCGGGACUCACCGGUCGCUCGAAGGUCGGCGUGGGCC
Molecule: messenger RNA, 1006 nt
Organism: Fomitopsis serialis
Lineage: Eukaryota; Fungi; Basidiomycota; Agaricomycetes; Polyporales; Fomitopsidaceae
Exons: 1
Coding region: 110-769 (219 amino acids)
Source: RefSeq, a predicted model, not a curated record